UGGCUGGUGUCUCCCGUAAUUCUCUUCGGACCGACAAUAGAACCAAAUGCUAAGAAUGCCUUUCUUCCGGUCGAUCCCAGACAACUUGACUCACAAGUUCCUCUCCUCCUCGGCAUAAGUUCUGGCGAGGGUGCUGCGGUCGCAUCAAUUUUAUUUGCUGCCGGAGCUCAAUAUGAAAAAGACAUCAAAGAGCGACCGCUGGAAAUUCUACCAAAACUGCUUUUGUUGAGCGAAAUGUUUCCGCAAGAUAAGAUUGAUACGGUUUCGAAGGAAAUUUUAAAAUUUUACUUUGGGAGCAAACCAAUCGACAGAAACACCACGCAAGGAAUCAUCGACAUGGUCACUGAUGACUGGUUUUUCGCGGGAAGUGUAGAGGCUGUGUCGAAAUAUGGUGGAAACGUUUACUUCUAUUACUAUGACUAUAGUCAGUCGGUUUCAUUCACAAGUAUUUUUGGAACUGGUCAAGUUAAAGCUGUAUGCCACACCGACAUUCUGCUAAAUCUAUUCCCGCUGCCUGUGUUCUUCCCGAAUCGAACUCUAGCAAAGACAGACGUCACGGUCUCAGAGAAAAUCAUCGAUAUUUGGACUGGCUUUGCCAAAAAAGGAAGUCCAAGCGAAAAUUUGAGGUGGAGCCCAACUGCAAAAACCGCAAGUAUAACUAAAUUCCUACAUAUUACAGCGGGAGGGCUUCAGGUCCAAGAAAAUCUUCUUCAAAAACGAGUGGACUUCUGGGUGUCCUUGAGAGCGUCGAAUCCAAAGACGAACUAAGAAGAGCUCGACGACCAGUGAGUGAAGAACGAGUUGGUACCUCCACAAACGGAACGGACAUCCCAAGUAGCGGUGAUCGCGAUAAAUAGCGAUUCUAUUGGUUGAUUAUCGCGAUUAUGUCGGUGGCAAUUUAGAGUACCUGUAUAGCGAGAGUAUAGACAGAUGUGAAACUCCGAAAAUCCAUCAGGCCUUCA
Bemisia tabaci is the source of this 962-nucleotide messenger RNA. NCBI's taxonomy places the organism in Eukaryota, Metazoa, Arthropoda, Insecta, Hemiptera, Aleyrodidae. The record is from RefSeq and is a predicted model, not a curated record.